Brassica rapa (field mustard) is the source of this 5733-nucleotide messenger RNA. RefSeq names its product cytosolic sulfotransferase 11. NCBI's taxonomy places the organism in Eukaryota, Viridiplantae, Streptophyta, Magnoliopsida, Brassicales, Brassicaceae. Gene Ontology annotation, molecular function: sulfotransferase activity. The record is from RefSeq and is a predicted model, not a curated record.
UUGAUUCGUUUCAUUAUUCAUGUUUAUUCGAACAAAUAUUAGAUAUAUAUAACUCCAUGAAUCAAAGCAAAGAUAAUAUGUAAUAUUCGUAAAAAAAAAUCAUAAAUACUAAUAUAUUUUUGAACUGAUAUCUAUUCUGUUAUAUGCAUGUACAUACAUAUAUUUAAAUAAUUUUAUAUAUAAGUUAUAUGUAUAUAUAUAGAUUUAUUUUAUUUAAGUUUUACACUAUUUUUAUUUACUAAAUUUAUUAUAUUAGUUAUUAGAAUUUUAAAAAGUGAAUAAUUUUAUUUUUUAUUAAUACAUUACUAUUUUAUAUUAUUUUGAUUUUUAUUUGUAUGUUCAAAUUAGAUAUCUAGUUUUAAAAAAUUAAAAUAUUAUAUAUCCGGAACAUCAAAUAUCUGGAUGCCAAGGAUACCAAAUAUGUAGAUGCCUAAAAAUUAAAUCGGAUCAAAUAAUUGAUUAUCCGAGUGAAAUAGAUCUGUUCACAAAUACUUUAUCCGUCCACCCCUAAAGACCAUGUUGAACCAUCGACAUCUUGCGCUUUAUUUAUUCACUAGGUGAUAAUCCGCACCAUGUGCGGAAUAAAUUUAUUAAAAAAAAUUAUAUUUAGUGAUUAUAAACUCUACUACACAUUUUGUUAUACAUCUUAAUAAUAGUUAACAAAUGUAUAAAUACUGAAUAAAAACCAUUUAUCCACAUCUUGUGUGUGAUGGACCUUGUAUAUACAAAUUAUUUUAUGUAUUAUUAUUUAUUUUACAUUUUUAUAUUGUAUAAUAACAAAUAGGAAAUAUAUAAUUAAUAAUUGAGGAAAAUUAAUUAUUAGCAAUAUAAUUAAAUUGGUAGACAAAUCAUUCUUGUUUAUUUACUAUCAUUUUAUGGUAAGUAAAUAUAAAUAUCACAUUUAUCUAUUUUGUAUAUAAUUAAAUUAAAUUGGUAGGCAAAAAAUUGACAUUACUUUUCUAAACAGCUAAAGGGAUUUCAUUGACUCAUAAGAUAUACACUGACACAUAGACACAUUGAAUGUUAGACGCUUCUCCAAGUAAUCUUAACAAUAACAAAAAUAUUUUAGAUGUCGCAUAUUUAUACAUAAUAAACGACAUAUACAAUUUGUAACACAUAAAAAAUGACUCCAUGAAAUGUAAUUGAACACGAGUUGUCUUACGGAACUCAUAUGUUCUUUAACACCAGUUUAAACUUAGACAAAUACAGACAGAUCUUUUGUUUAUUAUGACUAAGACAAAUCCGAAGUGAGUUUCAGCUGUGUUGUUUAUAAUAAAGAACAUGAUGUUCAAUACGAACUGAAUAACCUUGAACGAUUAUAUUUAGAAAAAUAUAGACAAAGUAUUGUUUACCAUGACCAAGACAAACCCGAGUGAGUUUCAGCUAUGUAAAAUCAUAGUUGACAACCUAAGGUUCAUUACUAACUGAAUAAUAAUGAGAAAUGACAAAUUUGAUAUGGUUCACUACUCUAGGAAUAACAACCUGAUGGAUGUUUCUUAACGAUGCAUCUUAAAUAGCAAACUGAAACAUAUUUUAAAAAGAUACAUUUCAAAUUUUGACGAAUAACUCAUCAAUCGAGCAGACAAAAAUAACUCAUCAAUAAUAUGUGUAUAGUUAGAAAGGAUUACACAUCUUGUUUCUUGUGAUUUUGAAUAAUAGUUCUGGCAGAUUUAGGUUCAUUACUAACUGAAUAACAAUGAAAAUGACAAAUAUACCACGUUCAAAAUAACAAUUUGAUAAUUGAUAGUAAGAUCAGUCACUUUACCAUUAAGAACCUAAGCUAUGUUACUACUUACUGUUGCAUAGUCUAUAUGGAUGGUUCAUGGAGUAAAUUACAGUAUUCAAUUCUGAAAGAUGAAGGGAAGACUUAUUUACAUCAAUUUUUUCCAUGCAGAUUACGUUAAGAUAUGAAACAUGAAGAAGUAACACACAGACUUAACUUCCCUUAUAUAUUAUAAGAGAGAAUCCGAUAUGGUGGUUUCUGUCGCUAUUCUUCUGGCCAUCUAUUUUCCAGUAGAGCUUUAUUCUACAUGUUUCUGUCGCUAUUCUUCUGACCAUCUAUUUGUCAAUAAUAUCAUGCAUAGCCAUUCCAAAAAUUAAGACUUUCCAAUCAUGCAUGGCUAUCUCUCGAUCUCUUAGAUGUGCUAUGCCAGCUGGCAAAGGGAGGUCAUACUGUUCUAGUUAGUUCGCUGCUCCAUUAUCCACUCACACGAUGUCCUAAAACCCCGCCUCUUGGAAUGGCACACAUCAAAGUAGUUCGCCAUGAGUGUCUGAUGAUGUAUUCUCUUAACUUUCAAUAUUUUUUCGGCUAAGUAUGUUCUUCCUAUUGUUGCAGACUGUUAAUCUCAUGCAAUGCGAAGUGCUAUAUGUUAUUCUUCCACUCUACACUUUAUGAAGUAUAGCCUCGUGAAAUAUCAAAGGAAGGAAACCAACCAUGCAUGUUUCAGUAGGAGAAGCUUCUUUCGAUGUGCUAUUUCAUCGAGUUCAGCUUGCUUACAUACUACUCGUGACAGCACAUCGAAGGAGAACAACCAUGCUGGUUUCGGUUGGAGAAGCUUAUUUCGAUUUUUUGUUUCAUCAAGUUCAUCUCGCUUAUAUACAGCUCGUGAAAGCUCGAAGGAAGGAGAAUAACCAUACCGGUUACAAAAAGCUCAACAAAUAUUCUUCAACUUAGUCAACCAAUUCUUCUCACGUUUUUAAUCAAUGAAAAUAUUAAAGUUGGAGUUUUAAUCGCAAGAUAACAGUCAUAUACCAAAACUAUUUUUAUGUAGGGACACAUGAGAUGCAAACUUGGAAACAUAUUUUGCUAAUUAGGCAAUUUUAAGCAUAAUAAAAUUGAAAUGAUUGUGAGCAUGACAUGUGUCAAUAUAAGUGUGAACACAUUUAUUGACAAUGUUUCUCUUUUAAUAUAUAAGGGAUCUCACUACCCAAAUGAUUCCUCCUCUCACCAACUCUCCAUGUCUCUGAUUAAUUAAUAGUGGAUGUUAGGUGUGUUCGUUUUAUGUGUCCAUUUGUCUAUCCGCAAAUAAUGUUUACUGGUCUCACCAACUCUCUGUGACUCCAAGUCUCCAGCAAAUUAAUAAAACAUGUGAAAUGUACUUUCAAAUUAUUUUUAGUAUCAUGUUACCGUUUUAUAUGAUCGUUCCUCUUAUCACCCCAUGAUUAUACAAAGUCAAAUUCUUCUUUACUUUCCUACCGUUUCUCCUAUUAUGGAAGCUUCACAAAAUCUUCUUCAAACACCUGCAAAUUUCAUGAAGGUCGAUAGUUUGAGCCAAGAAUGUGAAAAUCUGAUCUCUUCUUUACCUUCAGAGAAAGAUUUCAUGGGAAAAAACCUCUAUAGCUAUCAAGGAUCUUGGUACUAUCCCAGCACACUCCAAGCAAUCCUAAACUUCCAAAAACAUUUCCGAGCACGAGACAGCGAUAUCAUCCUAGCUUCUUUCCCCAAAUCAGGAACCACCUGGCUCAAGGCUCUUGUAUUUGCCGUCGUCCAUAGAAACAAGUACGCUCCUAAUCUUGUAUCCCAUCCCCUCCUCUCCGACAAUCCCCACAACCUCGUUCGGUUUAUUGAACUUGAUUUAUAUGUUAAGAACCAACGUCCUGACCUAGAAGAGCUUCCUUCCCCUAGGCUUUUUGCAACCCACAUGCCGUUUCAAACGCUUCAUGAUUCUCUAAGAGAUUCUCCAUGCAAAGUCGUUUACAUGUGCAGGAACAUAAAAGAUGUGUUGGUCUCUCGUUGGCAUUUCAGGAGCAAUGUUGUUAGAAAAGAGUUAUACAGUAACUAUUCACUUGAAGAUAUGGUUGACGAUUUUAUCAAAGGGGUUUACUCGUUGGGACCGUUUGAUGAUCAAGUCUUACGUUAUUGGAAAGAGAGCUUGGUGAACUCGAAUCCGGUACUCUUCAUGAGGUAUGAAGAAAUGAUAGAGAAGCCUGAGGUUCAAGUUAUGAGGCUCGCAGAUUUCUUGGGUUGUUCGUUUACUGAAGAAGAAAAGCAAAGUGGAACGGUGGAGAAGAUCUUGGAACUGUGUAGUUUUGGUAACUUGAGUAACUUGGAGACCAACAAGACUGGGACAUCUGUUUGCGGAGUUGCUCCCCAUGCGUUUUUUCGUAGAGGAGGAGUUGGUGACUGGAAGAAUCAUCUCACUCAUGAAAUGGCAAGAAAACUCGAUGAGAUGGUUGAGAAGAAAUUAGGAGGUUCAGGGUUGAAGUUUGAAUGAUCCAAGUUGGCUUGAUGUUUGAUAUUCAAUAAAGAAAUCUUUUAAUGAUAAAAGAUUGUAUGAAACUAGUUCUUUAACAGUUCGGUAAUCUUUUGGUGUGUUACUUAAUUUUUUUUUUUUAUCAAAAUGUUGGUUUUACGGGAAAAUGUGCAUUUUCUUUUGUUUUCUUUUGACACGUAGACAAUACACCUAAGAGCAAGUCCAAUGGUAAAAAUCCAUAAUGGGCUCUAAUCAAUACUUUAAUAAUUAAUUUUGAGAUUUGAAAAGUUUAAAACCCUUGUUAGUAUAAUUAAACUUCUCAUGGUCCAAUGGACGAACCUCUUUGAGGUUCUUAAAAUUUUUUUUUGUUAAAUUGAAUGAUUGUAAAUAUGAAACUUGAAUUCACAUUUUGUAUAUAUAGAAUAUAUAAACCUUGAUGAUAAGGGAGAUAUAGUAUGGCUUCACUUCCUCCACGUUUAUACGAACCUUGCUUUUGCCGUAGAGAUCAUACUUGUUAAACACUUUCAGCCACUUCAUGUUCUCUCUGUCUUCAUUAUUCAUCAAAUGCUUGUAUGCUUCUGAUUUGUGCAGAGCUGCAAACCCAACUCUUUGUUGUCUUCAUCAUACAAGCAUUUGAACGAUCGCUUGUAUGCCCAAAAAAGCAAGGAUUCAUGAUCCAUCAAAACACAUGGAGCAAUUUUAAGAAAAAAACUUGAUAAUGAAAGGAGGGAAGUACCACAAAGCUUAAUGGAUAGUUCGUAUAGUGGGACAAUCUUUUCUAAACGAUCAUGCUCUGCUUGCGUAAUCAAACCCAUUUCAUCAUGACGGAUAUCAGUUUUGUCUGUGGUGUAGCUGAAACCAGUUCUAACAAGCUGGUCAACAUACAAUAGAUUAGAAGCCUAAAAAUGUUAUUGUCUCAUUGGCCGAAUCUUGUACCCCAAAGUGGUCAAGAGGCUUGGGACUUUGGAGAAUUUUCUAUCUGAACUAGCCACUAGCCAAAUCUUCUACCCCAAAUUGAUAAAAAAGGUGGAUACGUAACUCAGUAGGUGAUUAUGCAUAUCUAAGAUUUUAUCAAAAGUUCAUUUUGUUGUUUUCUAACACAUAUCUAAAUAAAUUAGUUGUUGUCAUAUUUUCUUUUUUGAAUUUUUCAUUUUAUUUUCAUAUCAGUUUUAGAAUAUAACAUUGAUAUAAAGUUGUAUCAAAAUUAUCUUAUAGUUAUACUUACAUUUAUAUAGUUAAUUAAUUUAAAAUUAAAUUAAAAUUUAAAUCAUGUUAAACUGAUUGAACCGGUCUGACCAUUGAUCCGGUCCAAUCAUUGACCCAACUACCCGGUUUUCAAAACAUCUAUACUAUUAAAAGGAAAAUAUUUUUAAAAAAUCUACUACUUUAAAAGUGUGGAUCUGUUUUUAAACAAAAAAAUAUUAACUUUUUAAUAUAAAUUAAUUGUUCUAUCUAAUCUAUUAAAAGAGGAGUACAAAAUUAGAUUAUCCCUUAGUUUUCCACUAUAUUUACAAUAGCAUGCCACUGAAGUUAUUAAUUA